Messenger RNA from Actinia tenebrosa (Australian red waratah sea anemone), 1105 nucleotides. RefSeq lists its product as uncharacterized. The record is from RefSeq and is a predicted model, not a curated record. Lineage: Eukaryota; Metazoa; Cnidaria; Anthozoa; Actiniaria; Actiniidae.
UAAUUUUCAAAGGACAUCCUGUAUCUCUGGAUGUACCAACAUGUUCAGUUGUCAGUAAAAUGCAUUAUGUAAUUUCUUUCUUUUAUUCAACAAUUCAGGAUGUUCACUAACACUCUUGCGUAACAGAACAGUAGACAGUGCACUUAUAACAGUACCUUUCAGAAUGGAAGCCGAUGUUUCUUUCGUGAUACCGACUGAUCUUCAAAGAUGCUAUAUUAUUGCAUUCAAAUCAACGUAUUUGCUGUGCAAUGGAUCGUGGAACAUACUAGAUAACGAUUUCGUGAACAGCAGGUUCUUAAUCGUGGAAAGUGAAAAUACGCAAUUUUUUACAUUUAAGAGGACAACAUCGCGUUUGGAGUAUAAUGACGCCAUGAAGGGAAGAAUCCUGAGAAUGACAAUAGGGUGCUACAAUAAGUCGAAUACAAUUAUACCCGACUGUCUAUUGUUGAAGAUGCAGGGAACAUUGAAAUGUCCUCAGUUUUCUCUGCCACCAUUACCUAAGCCAACAACGUCACCAUGGACGAUCUCACCAACCUCAGAAACGGGCACCAGUACAAAUGAAUUCCAAACACACAGUAUUACUACAUUUCAGUCAACUACUAUGGCAUUCACGAAAAUUGUUAAUAAGCGCAAGGAAAAUGCAGACGAAGAAAACGAUGGUGGUAACACUGGGUGGAUUAUUGGAGUAGCAGCGGGAGUGUUUGGAUUAAUGCUGAUCAUUGUUGCCAUAGUGAUUAUUAAGAGACGACGAAUAAAGAGGUAGCAAAUUUCACCCGAAUAUUAAAUUUUUAUAAGAUUUAAAGUCAGCUACUAGUAUGUUGUAGAAUGUGAACUGCAAUUCUCAUCUAAAAUGUCAGUAAAUAUCAGUAUACCCAAAACAGCAAACAUGAAACUAUACAUAACUUAUGUUGGAUUAAUUUUAUGGUAGGCAGUAAUCCACAAGAAAAUGAAAACUCAGGGCUACUUUGUAGAAUACGCACUCCAUGCGCACUUUUUAGCACUCCAUUGAUAGGAAAACAUUACAAAAACAUUUCUAGGAUCGUGAGUAUCUUGUUCAUAGAGGGCCACAAGUUUAUUAGUUGUACACUAUUAAGUGCUACAGUGA